Trametes versicolor FP-101664 SS1 is the source of this 965-nucleotide messenger RNA. RefSeq names its product 40S ribosomal protein S4. The coding region runs from base 53 to 841 and encodes 262 amino acids. Gene Ontology annotation, biological process: translation. Gene Ontology annotation, cellular component: cytosolic small ribosomal subunit; ribosome. The transcript is spliced from 5 exons. Gene Ontology annotation, molecular function: structural constituent of ribosome; RNA binding. NCBI's taxonomy places the organism in Eukaryota, Fungi, Basidiomycota, Agaricomycetes, Polyporales, Polyporaceae. The record is from RefSeq and is a predicted model, not a curated record.
CAGCAAACGAGGCCGCCGCCGUCGCCAACGUCAAGCCCUCAAGACUCCCAACAUGGCCCGUGGACCCAAAAAGCACUUGAAGCGUCUUGCCGCGCCGUCCUCAUGGAUGCUGGACAAGCUCAGCGGGACUUACGCUCCCCGUCCCUCUCCCGGUCCCCACAAGCUCCGCGAAUCCCUCCCCCUCACGAUCUUCCUCCGUAACAGGCUGAAGUACGCGCUCACUGGCAAGGAGGUCACUUCGAUUGUCAAGCAGCGCUUGAUCAAGGUCGACGGCAAGGUCAGGACCGACUCCACCUACCCCGCGGGCUUCAUGGAUGUUAUCUCCAUCGAGAAGUCGGGCGAGCACUUCCGUCUCCUCUACGACGUUAAGGGCCGCUUCACCAUCCACCGCAUCACGCCUGAGGAGGCAACGUACAAGCUGUUGAAGGUCCGCAAGGUUGCGAUCGGCAACAAGGGCGUUCCUUUCGUCACCACCCACGACGGCCGCACCAUCCGUUACCCCGACCCCGCGAUCAAGGUCAACGACACCGUUCGCUUCGACAUUGAGCAGAGCAAGAUCACCGACUUCGUCAAGUUCGACACCGGCAACCUUGCCUUCAUCACCGGUGGCCGUAACAGGGGUCGUGCGGGUGUCAUCGUACACCGCGAGAAGCACGUCGGUGGCUUCGACAUUGUCCACGUGAAGGACUCCCUGGAGAGGACCUUCGCUACCCGUAUCUCGAACAUCUUCGUCAUCGGCGAGGGCACUAAGUCUUGGGUCUCCCUGCCGAAGGGCAAGGGUCUCAAGCUCACCAUCGCGGAGGAGCGCGAUGUCCGGAGGAGACGCGCUGCGGAGUCAUAAACGGGUCUGUAUCGUAUUGCUCCUAUGUUACAUUCAUCACGCCCACGCAUGCCUAUGCGCUCCCCUGUAUGCCACUAGUACGCGACCAAAAUUUUGCAUGCAUGGUUCAUGGAGAGAGAUAUCG